UCCUGACUAGCCCGCCUCACACAGAAGGCCGUCGGUGGGGUGUUCGUCUCCCAAGCUUCUGGGCCCGAAUUUACAAUUAAUCUUAAACCGCUAAGCUUGACUUUAGGGCGAGUUUAACUUUAUUCUUCAUCUUAUCCCUCAUAAGUUGAUCUUAGCUGACGGGAUAUUUUAGGCGGGCCCAAACCCGUAUUAAGGAGCCUAAGUCGAACUUCAGUCGCCAAGAUGGCCGAAUGUCAACAAGCCCGCCAGCGCCUAGUGAAGACUUUUCAAGAGCGAAGAGACGUUCUGAAUACUUUGAGUGAUGCAGAACUAUUGAAACGCUACAGACUGGAUCGUGCAGGAGUACUGUUCGUAACGGAUUUGGUGAGAGGGGCCCUGCAAAGCCCUACUUCAAGGAGUUUUGCAUUGACACCCGAAAUGAAAGUAAUUAUUACACUGCGUUACUUAGCAACGGGGAAAAUGCAGAUGUGUAACAGUGAUGAUCUUGGUCCAUCACAGUCGUCAGUAAGCAAAGCGAUCACCGAUACCCUCAAGGCACUUACACAACCAGCCAUACUUGUCCAAUUCAUUCGAUUUCCUCGCACUGUCCCUGAAAUCCGAGAGAAACAACAAGAAUUUGUGCAAGUUGCAAACUUCCCUGGCAUUGUUGGUGUAAUAGAUUGCACGCAUGUCAGGAUACUGGCCCCCAGGGAAUAUGAAGCAGACUAUGUCAACAGGAAGAAUUUCCAUAGCAUAAACACACAAUUAGUGUUUGAUGCCAAAUAUAAUAUUCUUAAUGUUGUAGCUAACUGGCCUGGGUCCACUCAUGAUGCUCGUAUUUGGCGUGAGAGUGGCCUCAAACGCAUGUUUGAGGAUCAUCAUAUACCACCGGAUUCAUGUCAUCUAUUAGGGGACAGUGGCUACCCUUGCAGACGGUAUCUGUUGACUCCCUUCCCUCGGCCACAGACUGACAGCCAGGCAGCAUACAACAGGGCACACAAGAAAACCCAGAGUAUUGUGGAACGAGGAAUAGGCCAACUGAAAUGUCGGUUCCAUGUCCUCCAUGGUGAAGUCCGGCUCAACCCUGAAAAAACCUGCCAAGUGAUCCUUGCAUGUGCUCUGCUUCACAACAUAUGCAAGAAGAGGAAUAUUCAGCUGCCAGAUGAAAAUGUCGCAGAUGUGGAUGACAAUAUGGAGGUUGAAGAUGAACAUCAAGAAGUGCAGUUGCCACAGGAUGCAGCAAAUGGAACACGUUUCAGGGAGGUGUUCUGCAACCACCAUUUCCAUGCCGAGCCAUGAAUCCAUAUCAGCCUGUACAAGUUGACACAUCUUCAAGCAACACGUCAACCAUGCAUGGGGGCUUUACAGGAAUGCUUGACCUUCCUCUGGGACGCAUGGCUCUGCGGCCGGGUCCCUUAAACUUUUCAUUAACAACAUUACCAACCAGGUCACGCUGAGAGGGAAGACUACUUAUUUAUCCCUGCUUCACCUCAGUAAGUGGUACUUCGACCCCUGCUCCACCUCUCUAAGGGUCAAGGGAAUACGCUUCAAACCCUGCUCCAUCUCCCCAAGGGCUCGAAGUAACGCGAUGUGGAGGACCAGCGUGGAGGAGUGAGCAGACUACACUGGGACUCAGCCGAACGCCAACACCUUUACCCGGCUUCCCAUUCAGCUCUCACCGCCAUAUGGGGUUGCUGCCUAAAGAGGGGUUUGAUCUAGCGUCACCUCCACCUAACUACGCCAGGUCACUUUCCUUCACACACGCUAAAGUUUUUUUUCUAGGAGGAUGAAAAAAUAACCAAAUUCACAAUUGUAUUUAUUUAUUAGGCUGCCAUGGACCUCUGUCUGGAAAGAAAACAAAACUUCGGUCCAUAUGACGCCUUUGUAAAAUGAUUAAGCAGGACACAGCAAGAAGCACAUAUAUGUGGUGCAGAGAUUAAUCAAGCUGUAAAGUGGGGUGCAGGUACCAAGCAUGACUUAAUACGAAGCAUUGCAUUAUGAGUAAAUUAAUAUUUCCACGUUUACUGCAAUUUUGUGGUGUACGUUAUAAUUUUGUUAUUCUGAAUUGAAAUGUGUUUAGUAUUUACUAUGAUCACCACUUCACUAUAAACAUAGGAUAAGCUGUGGGGGACAAGUAAGAAUAAAUAUAUAUAAAUAUA
Eriocheir sinensis (Chinese mitten crab) is the source of this 2138-nucleotide messenger RNA. RefSeq names its product putative nuclease HARBI1. Lineage: Eukaryota; Metazoa; Arthropoda; Malacostraca; Decapoda; Varunidae. The transcript is spliced from 4 exons. The record is from RefSeq and is a predicted model, not a curated record. Bases 223 to 1278 code for a protein of 351 amino acids.